AGUUCAAUGGAUGACGAGAUGGAGGAGAAGAAGAAGUUCGAUGGAGAGCCUGAAGGCCCUGAACCUUCUCAGCCAUCUAGUUUGACAUCGAUGCUUGAAGUAAUAAAUGUAAUUCUAUUUCUUCUGGGAGCAGUUUCUCGAGGUUUUGUGCAAGAGCUCUGGCAAAAUGAGGCGUUUUGCUGCUGGUACAGAAUCUGGGUUUGCAAUAUUUUUGAUCAACCGUAAAUUUGAACCUGGGAAUCCACACGCUUUGCAUAUUGAAGCUGUCAAAGAUGGCGAAGAACCUGUUUGCUUCGGUCCAAAUGCAGUUCUUGUCAACUAUGGCAAGGGUUGGAGGUUACAAACGGUUAUUGAUGAAGGCAUGCAUAGCAUGCAUAGAAAAGGAUUUGAAGAAAUGAGAGGGUUGAAGUCGGCAAUGAGGCAGAGAACCAGCACAAUUAAUCCUUCUGAAAUUCAAUCUGCCGAGAAGCCUAUUGCAGAAUCAAGUAUCCGCGGAAAUUGCGAAUAUUUUGGAAGGAUACUACUUGCUUUUGCCUUUAUCUUUCUUCUUGGAGGAACACUUACUGUUUUUCUUGAAAAGCUACCUGAGUUAAUAUCAUUUGUAAGUUCAGCCAUGUAAGUUCAGAUUUUUUUUUUCCCUUAGUCAAAUAUGAAAUUACUUUUUGCAGCUCACA
Messenger RNA from Dioscorea cayenensis subsp. rotundata (Guinea yam), 674 nucleotides. RefSeq lists its product as uncharacterized. The record is from RefSeq and is a predicted model, not a curated record. The transcript is spliced from 4 exons. Bases 167 to 619 code for a protein of 150 amino acids. NCBI's taxonomy places the organism in Eukaryota, Viridiplantae, Streptophyta, Magnoliopsida, Dioscoreales, Dioscoreaceae.